UAUAAGUGGGGAGGAUAAAGAAAAGCCUUAAAAGACCCAAAACAGACGGUCCAUAUUCUUCGGCCUUACUAAAUCCUCUGAAUUCCCUUCCCAAUUCCCCCUCUCUUCACUCCCAUUUUUGCUAACCAAAAAAAAUUACUAGUACUGUUUAAUUUGUAGAAAUACUUACUUCAGAUCGCAACGAAAAUGGCUACUUUACAGAAAUUCAAGCUUCUCGCAACUCAAUGUGCAGUAGCAGGAAGUCCAACGCGAAGCCCAACAACAAGCCCAGUUAUUCACCUCCGCCGACGGAAGACUCUCCGUAUGCUCCUCAGCCGUAGUAUCGGCGGCGGCGGAAGUGGUCGUAGGCUGCCGCGACGGGAAGUCUGUUCGCCGGAUCGGUUCGUUGGAGAACGCGAUUCGACGGAAAAGGGGAAGGAACUUGUGGUCAGUCAUAAGCUGAAGGACUUGUUUGUUUCGUCGCCUCCGUCGUUUGCUGAAAAUACGAGACAAGGACUCUCGCCGGCAGCCUCUGGUGCCGGCGGCGGAUUUAGUGCGGGAUCAUCUGUUCGGAGAAUAGGUUUACGUUCGCUUCGGCCGUUAUCGGCGACAUUCCGGCAACGGCUACUGAGGAGGGCUUGGCGACCUGUACUUGUGAGCAUACCCGAGUAAAUUACCAAUUUACUAGGUAUAUUGUACCUGAUUAACUAGAGAUAAAAUAAAUACGAGUAGUGCAAUCAUAUAUUAGGAGUUAAAAACUUAUUAAUCCUCUUUGAUUUUGUGUGGCAGAGUAUAUCCUUUUACGUAGCUUAA
Messenger RNA from Solanum tuberosum (potato), 792 nucleotides. RefSeq lists its product as uncharacterized. NCBI's taxonomy places the organism in Eukaryota, Viridiplantae, Streptophyta, Magnoliopsida, Solanales, Solanaceae. The coding region runs from base 187 to 651 and encodes 154 amino acids. The transcript has 2 exons. The record is from RefSeq and is a predicted model, not a curated record.